GGAUCCCAACCCUCCUUGCCCCCUCUUUCAAGCGCGGCGCGCGAUCUGUCUCCUCCCCGAUCCUAGGGUUUGCUUCCGCCAUGGUGGGUCCCGGCGACGACGAUGACGACGAAGUCCUCGCCCACUUCCUCGAGUCGGAGAUCCUCUCCGGCGUCCCCGACCAGCAGGAGGAGACAGCAGCGGGGAGGCCAUCGAAGAGGACGCGGGUCGAGGGGGAGAGCUCGCAGCAGGGUGGCCGAAGCAGGCCUCCGCUGCCCAGGCCGAUCGAGAUCGGCGUCUUCAGCAAGAUACCGGCCGAGCUCUUCCACCACAUCUUCAAGUUCCUCUCGUCCGAGGAUCUCAUCGCGUGUUCCAUGGUCUGUAAGUUCAUGAACGUCGCGGCGUCCGACGAGAGCCUCUGGCGCCGCCUGUAUUGCAUGCGAUGGGGACUGGCUUCUCCUAACGGGAAGUUGCGAGCAUGUGCUUGGAAGAAGCUUUACAUCCAGCGUGACAAAGAGGAUAUGGUUGAAUUUGUGAGAAACACACCAACAGAGUUUAAGGAGUACUAUAUACAAAUGCAAGCAGCAAAGAGAAGUCAAGCACCUCUUCCGUCACAAGUCAAUGAUGAUCAAGUGAUACUUGAUAGAACAGUGGCUGAUCAAGUGUCUAUUUGGAAAAGCAGCAGAGGCUUAAGUGAUGAGGCAGUGACAGGCCAUGUAUGUUCAGGAAACACAUGCUCGUACUCCCAAAUCGGAGAUGUUUUUAUUUGUGAGAAGACUGGUCGUGUGCAUGUUUGUGAUGAUACGUGCAGAGAAGCUGUCCUUGAUCAAUCUAGUGGGCUUCUGGUCUGCACCAUUUCUGGUCAUUGUUUUGAUAGAUGGCUCUCUCCUGAUGAGGAAUCAGAUCCCUCAGAUAUUGAGCAGCAACAAGGUGGUGUUACAGAUGAAGCAGAGCCCUUUAUGGGAUCUGGACGUUUCGGUACUAGCUCAACACGGGCCUAUCUGUUGGGUUACAAUUGUGCUGAUGAGAAGGAACUUGAAAAGGCAUUAAGGUUUUGCUGAAAUAUUAUGAAUCUCAGCUUUCCUGUUCAUCAUGACGAGGUUGAGAAGUGAGAUGAAAGCAUGGAAUAUCAUCAUGACCUGUUUACAAUUUAAGCAUCAUCCGGUAUGGCAAAUUUAUGAGUCCAUAUAAGUCAAGCUGCUGCAAGUGUUCCUUCAAAUCAGCAGCUUGAUGAUUAUUGCUGUUACCAGGGGGGAUGAUUGCAUAGAAUGUUUUGUAGAAUCCUCAAGCAUCAGUCGAUAAAGCAUGAAAGAUGUCUCUUGUUUUGAUUAAGUUAUCUAUGUAUUAUUCACAUGUGCAUACUGCUAUAUUUUAUUUAAUCGUAACCCCAGAAGCAGUGCAGCCUUGUCAUGUAAGCAUUUUUAGGAUCAAUUGUGGUACCAUUGGCAUAUCUGUCAAAAAUUAAGCAUGCUUAACUCAA
Molecule: messenger RNA, 1459 nt
Organism: Elaeis guineensis (African oil palm)
Lineage: Eukaryota; Viridiplantae; Streptophyta; Magnoliopsida; Arecales; Arecaceae
Source: RefSeq, a predicted model, not a curated record